Molecule: messenger RNA, 657 nt
Organism: Arctia plantaginis
Lineage: Eukaryota; Metazoa; Arthropoda; Insecta; Lepidoptera; Erebidae
Source: the annotation of a GenBank genome assembly
AUGUAUUCUAAAGUACCAGUGUUCAAACCAUAUUGCUUCUGCUUAUCUCCAAGAAGCGAUUUGAUUACGUGGGGGUGUUUUAAGUUGAUAAUAACUGCAUUAUUGAUGUUGUACUUUACACUAACGAUCGUCGAAAUGAUAGCAGUCAUCAUUGCAUUAGAAAAUAUGUAUUACAUUGACGAUGUUGUAAUAUUCACUGUUAUCCUGGGCGUUUUAUCUACAGAUUUUGUUGUACACAUCAUUUUCAUCGUUGGAACUUAUAAGAAAAAUUUGAAGUUUUUUAGAAUGUACUAUUUAUACACUGUAUGUGUAUUAGUACUGACAGUACUUCAGGGCUUCGUAUGUUUUGAAAUCCUGUUAAAGAAAAGAUUUGACUCUUUCACUACAUUACUUCCUUUGUUACUAUUUGCCGCUGUAUCCACUUUCUUUGUUUAUUUAUUAAUCCAAAUAUAUGUUUUUGUACUCGUGAGGAGAGAAAUUGUAAAACUAAAAACUCCUGUACCGGGCAGAUUUGAAACUAAAGUCACUGUGAAGGUUGAAGAUCUACACGAAGAAGAAAUAAGCUCAACUGACGACAAUAAUAAGGAACAAGAUAUGUAUGAUAGUAAUGACAUAACCACAUAUAGUAAAGUUAAUGACAUUGGUGUUCAAAGUUAA